Molecule: messenger RNA, 5541 nt
Organism: Anolis carolinensis (green anole)
Lineage: Eukaryota; Metazoa; Chordata; Lepidosauria; Squamata; Anolidae
Gene: tbx20
Product: T-box transcription factor 20
Exons: 8
Coding region: 161-1498 (445 amino acids)
Biological process (GO): regulation of transcription by RNA polymerase II; cell fate specification; vasculogenesis
Cellular component (GO): nucleus
Molecular function (GO): RNA polymerase II cis-regulatory region sequence-specific DNA binding; DNA-binding transcription factor activity, RNA polymerase II-specific
Source: RefSeq, a predicted model, not a curated record
GGGGCCGGCCGCAUUGCGAAGGAGCUCUGCACUCGCAGCGAAAAGAUGGGCGCGGAGUGAUCCCAGUUUCCUUCGGGACCGCGUCCGUCCCUUCGAGCCUCGCUUCCCUCGCCUUCCGGGCCAUAAAGCACGGGAUUGCCGCUGCUUUUCGGACGGAGGCAUGGAGUACACGGCGGCCUCCCCGAAGCCGCAGCUCUCCUCGCGGGCCAACGCCUUCUCCAUCGCGGCGCUGAUGUCCCGCGGGGGCCCCAAGGAGAAGGAGCCCGCCCAGGACGACACCCUCAAGCCGCUGGAGCAAUUUGUGGAGAAGUCAUCUUGUACUCAAGCGCUGAAUGAACUGCCUGGUUUGGACGUACAUGGAGAUUUCGGCAAUAAUAGUAACCCCUCUUCCCUGUGCACAGAACCCCUCAUCCCCACCACUCCUGUCAUCCCCAGUGAAGAGAUGGCCAAGAUCUCCUGCAGUUUGGAGACUAAGGAGCUUUGGGACAAAUUCCAUGAACUGGGGACUGAGAUGAUCAUCACAAAGUCAGGAAGAAGAAUGUUUCCAACCAUCAGGGUUUCCUUUUCGGGCGUGGAUCCAGAAGCAAAGUUCAUUGUGCUUAUGGAUAUCGUUCCAGUAGACAACAAGCGAUAUAGAUAUGCCUACCACAGAUCUUCAUGGCUGGUCGCUGGCAAAGCCGAUCCUCCUCUGCCUGCAAGAUUGUACGUGCAUCCGGAUUCUCCAUUUACAGGGGAACAAUUGCUGAAGCAGAUGGUGUCCUUUGAAAAAGUGAAGCUAACAAACAACGAGCUUGAUCAGCAUGGUCAUAUAAUCCUGAAUUCAAUGCACAAAUAUCAGCCGAGGGUGCAUAUCAUCAAGAAGAAAGACCAUACAGCCUCUCUGCUUAACCUGAAAUCUGAAGAAUUCCGGACAUUUAUUUUUCCAGAGACUGUGUUUACUGCUGUCACUGCCUACCAGAACCAACUGAUAACCAAGCUGAAAAUUGACAGUAACCCUUUUGCUAAAGGAUUCAGGGACUCUUCCAGACUCACUGAUAUAGAGAGAGAAAGUGUUGAGAGUCUCAUUCAAAAGCAUUCCUAUGCACGGUCUCCUAUUAGGACUUACGGCAGUGAGGAUGACAUUCUUGGAGAUGAGACCCAAACAUCACAAAGCAGAGCAUCUGCUUUUACCACAUCUGACAACUUGUCUCUCAGUUCCUGGGUCUCAUCGUCAUCCAGUUUCCCCGGAUUUCAGCAUCCGCAGUCUUUGACUGCCCUUGGUUCCAGCACUACAUCCAUAGCCACUCCUAUUCCACACCCAAUACAAGCAUCCCUGCCUCCAUACAGCCGCCUGGGGAUGCCGCUAGCAUCUUCUGCCAUUGCCAACUCAAUGCAGGGAAGUGGCCCGACAUUCCCCUCAUUUCACAUGCCACGGUACCACCAUUACUUUCAGCAGGGGCCUUAUGCAGCAAUCCAGGGACUGCGCCACUCCUCAGCGGUGAUGACACCUUUUGUAUGACUGACCCUUAGGCAGAGGGAGCCCAGACUUGGUACAGAAGUAAUGGCAAACCUGUUUAAAAGACGCACGGAGGAACAGUAGAAGGAAUCCUAAGAAAACCAGCCAGUAUAAAACUCUGUAUUUAGAUUCCUCCUCCGAGGGACUUGUGUGAAGUUUGGAGUGUCUCAGAGCUUUAAUUGUGAUACUGCCAAAAAAAUUCCAGCUGUUGAAAGGUCUGUAAAUAAAUACUGAACGAUUGGAAGGUGCAACAUAACCACUAGAUAUGAGUCUGUUCCCACAGCUGUGUAUAAUUGUACCGUGUAUGCAUUUCCGCAGAGCUUGGGAAAGGGUUUUUUUUUUGGACUGCAACUUCCAGACUUCUCUCAGCUACCAUGAUAAUGGGAUUCUGGGAGUUGCAGUACCAAAAACAACUUAUCCAGGUUCUAAAUGUCCUCUCCCUAUGAAGGCAAAAGAGGCAAUAUUGUGUUAAUAACUUCAUUGCUUUCUAUUAAUAAUAGGGAAAAGUGUGUGUUUUGAGCAUGUUUGAGCUACUUCAGUGUUACGUUCUCUAUGAAAGCAAUGGGGAAAUACUAGCCACCAUUUCCUCCCUUCUUUUUAACCCCUUUAUUUUAAAUUCUGGCCCCAGUUCACCAAGAAUAAUGGAAAUGAUGCAUUGACACAUUUCUUGUGGAACAGAAUGGCAGACAAAAAUCAGAACAUAUGCUCUUGGGAAAUUUUUUUAUCUGUUAUAAAGAAGUUAUUCCCACAUCAUAAUUUUUUUGGCUGCAGUCAUAAAGUAAAAUCUUCUCCAAUUUUUAUCCUUUACAUUUCCAAUUCAUUAGUGACAUUAACAAUCCUCCCUUGAUGUUUUGAGAAAGAAAUUGUCUAUUUCUUAAAGUGGUAAUUUUAAAACUUUUGAAAAAUUGGUUGCAAAGAUUUCGUAAUUUGAAGAUGAACGAGCUUCAUGUUUGACUCCUAUGCAUUCAGUUAUAACAGAAUUAUUUAUGUAUUGACUUAAGAAGAUUGAGGCCCCUUCCACGCAGCUGAAUAAAAUCCCACAUUUUCUGCUUUGAACUAGAAUAUAUGGCAGUGUGGACUCAGAUAACCCAGUUCAAAGCUGAUAUUGUGGGAAUUUUUGCCUUUAUAUUCUAGGUUAGAUAGCUAGACAUGAAUUGGAGUCUUUGUAUCCUCUCAGCUUCCAUAAAAUGGGUUGGAUUCCACAUCUAAGAGCUGUUAAACUGGCUGGGAUUUUUGGUAGUUGAAGUCUAAAACACCUGGAGGACCAAAGGUUGGGAACCACUGUUCUAGCCUUUAUUAGCUGAACCGUUUUUUUCUAAUUGUAUUGUAAAAUUUUAAGGGAAGGGCCCUAUGAGUGGAGUUGUAUAACUUGUGACUGUCCAGCUCUUUCUGGGCUGCCGUUCCUCUAAGGCCCCAUCAAAACUGCCAUAUAGAAUCCAUAUUAUCUGCUUUGAACUGGAUUAUAUGGUAGUGUAGACUCCUAUAUAAUCCUGUUCAAAGCAGAUAAUCUGGAUGUUAAAAUGCAGUGUAGAUGGGCCUUAACUUCAACAGUAGAGCCAAUGCAGGUAGCUGUUAGGAACUCAAGUUCAGCAACAUGGGAGGACUACACAUUCCCAUCCCUAAUAUAGAAGGAAACAGCUAGCAAUAACCAACUAAAACUCCACUCAAAGAGAAUGUAAUAAACAUAUUUGAAUAUGGAAAGAUCCCAAAGAACAGAAAAUUGCCCAACAGAGAUGAGUCAACCCUGUCCACAACUGUUAUUUAAACCAUCAUAUGGCUGAGGGAGAUGUGACAGUCCAGGAUAGUUGACAUGUAAUAUCAACUCCAGACAGCAUUGCCAAUAUGAAGGAUAACAGGAAUGGUAGUUCAUCACCUGUAUCAGGGUCACACGUUGCUCACACUUGUCAGUCUUCUGGCCAUUUCAACUUUCAGUGCUCUUAUGGUUUUACAAACAAAUCAUGUAAGGAAAAAGCCAAAGCAUACAAAUGAGUGAAGUCACAUUUCAAAAGACCCAAUUCUAAUACUGAUAACCAUUUAGAUUAUUGAUUUAAUGGAUCAAUCAUAUUUGAGGAUUUCAUUUCAUAAUAAUAAAAUAACACAGUUAUUAUGUUCAACAAAUUGCCUGAUCGCACGGAACAGCUUACAGUGCUUUCUCCAAAUAAAGCCACUGUGUGAUUCUUUACUCCAUCAUGGCUUCUACUGUUGAAUGGUUCCAUCCUCAAUAUACCAUAAUCCUUGAUUUGCUCUGGAAUAAGAUCACUGUAUAGAAAUAAACUCUAGAUUAGAGGUAAAGGAUUUCCCCAGAUGUUAAGUCCAGUCGUGACCGACUCUGGGGGUUGGUGCUCAUCUCCAUUUCUAAGCCGAAGAGCUGGCGUUUCCCAUAGACACCUCCAAGAUCAUGACUGCAUGGAACACGGUUACCUUCCUGCAGGAGCGGUACCUAUUGAUCUACUCACAUUUGCAUGUUUUCAAACUGCUAGGUUGGCAGGAGCUGGGGCUAACAGCGGGCGCUCAUUCCGCUCCCGGGAUUUGAACCUGGGACCUUUCAGUCUGCAAGUUCAGCAGCUCGGCGCUUCAACACACUGUGCCACCACCAGUUAAAAUCAGCUCUGCAGUUGAAGACUUUGUGGCUGCAGUAUAUACUUUGUUGUUGUUGUUGUUGUUUAUUUUUUCAAUCACUUCAGACUCUUUGUGACUUCAUGGACCAGCCCACGCCAGAGCAUCCUGUUGGCUGUUGCACCCACAGCUCCUUCAAGGUCAAGCUAGUCACUUCAAGGAUAAUAUCCAUCAAUCUUGCCCUUGGUCGGCCCCUCUUCCGUUUUCCUUCCAUUUCCCCCAAGCUUAUCUCCAAGCUUUCCUGUCUUCUCAAUAUAUGGCCAAAGUACUUCAUCUUUGCCUGUAAUAUCCUUCCCUCCAGUAAGUAGUCAGGCUUUAUUUCCUGGAUGAUGGACUGGUUUGAUUCUCUCACGGUCCAAGGCACUCUCAGAAUUUUCCUCCAACACCAUAGUUCAAAAGUGUCUAUCUUCCUUCGCUCAGCCUUCCUUAUGGUCCAGCUCUCGUAUCCAUAGGUUACUACAAGGAAUACUAUUGCUUUAACUAUGUGGAUCUCCAUUGCCAGUGUGAUGUCUCUACUCUUACUUUGAUCUUACAUACUUUGAUCUUCAUCUAAAUGGAGGUUGCCUCAUUGCUUCAGAAUGUGUCAUGCACUCCAUCCCAGUUGCAUGUGCUGAGCAUUGUCUAACAUUGAAGAAAACAGGGUUGCCAUUCCUCAAAGUAUUCCAUGUAAAUAUCCAAACAUUGAAAUGGUUGCAUUCUGAGGAACGUUUUUAGAAUUUGGGGCAGAUAAACACUUCUAUUUCAAUUAUUUUAACUUGAUUUUAUUGUGAAUUUAUUUUUGUUGUUUUGCUUUCCCCUAUUCAUUUAUUGCAAUAAAUGUGGUUCAGAUAUUUCCGAUUUCCUAACAAGGGACUUUUAUUUAUGAUGGUGAUAAACUGUCAGCUAUUUGCUGCGACUUGAUUUUAAAAAAUCCAAUCCAUUUAUUACAGAGAAAAAAAUGGUAACUUUAUAAAUAACUUUCUAAAAAGGAUUUUGGACAAGAAAUACAGAUUCCUGUAUUUUAGCUCUGGCACAUAUACAAUAAGGAUUUCGUAUCUUUAAUACCUUAAGAAAUAUGAAGAAAGUGAAACCAAAAACUGGACAUAGUCUCUCUUAACAGAAUGUAUUACUGUUUUCUUGUUUGCUGUGUAAAUUGUUUUAAUGAAUUGUGUGAGCACAUUCACCGUGUAAUAUUAUGUGUAUGUAUGGGGAAAAGGAAGGCAAAAUGUUUUAUGAAAAAAGGAGAGCAUAAAUUAGGAAAGGUCAGCAAGUAAUAAAAUCUUUUUAAGUGCAAUAUAUUUAUUUCUGUCAGAAAUAUAGUAUCAACAAUAUGUGAUAUUUGAAGCACUAAAUGUGAUUUGUAAGCAGCUUAAAAAUAUAUAUCACAAAGUUGUACAUAAGUGCAAAUGUGGAUAUUCAUUUUCUUUCAUUAAAAUAUUGGAAUUUUUAAA